ACCUAGAGAGAGAGAGAGAGAGGAGAGAAGGAGGCUCCUUAAAAAGACCGUUUCGCUAACGCGUUACGAUAGAGGCACGCGUUUCUUUGCGCUCUGUUUGGUACAAACGGAAACUAGUUUUAAGGAAUUCAAUACAAGGCCCAAACCGAGAAAAAGCAGAAAGAUAAAAAGUUAAAAAAUAGAGAGAAGAAGAAGAAGGAGAGAAGCGUAUCUGGAAUUUUCUUCAGAUCGUUGGUGUGUCGUGUGCGCGUGGAGAUUCGUUAACCUAAUAAUCUUUCUCCUCAACGGUUGCUAGAAAAAUGGCGGAAGAACACCGAUGCCAGGCACCACGCUUGUGCGUCAACAAUUGCGGUUUCUUUGGCAGCCCUGCCACGCAGAAUCUGUGCUCGAAGUGUUACCGCGAUUUGCAGCUCAAUGAGCAGCAAUCUUCUAACGCGAAGAUGGUUCUGAAUCAGUCUCUUGUUCUUCCGGCGCCUCCGGCGCCGGUUUCUGAACCGUCUUCUUCGAAGUCGGCGGAUCCGGCUUCUGCUGUGGUUGAGGAAGUGCCACGCGCGACGGAAGAGGCUAAGGCGCCGCUGCAGAACCGCUGUAUGACGUGCAGGCGGCGCGUGGGGUUGACGGGGUUCAAGUGCCGGUGCGGGAUGAUGCUUUGCGGGACGCACCGUUACCCUGAGCAGCACGCGUGCGAGUUCGACUUCAAGGGGAUGGGGAGGGACCAGAUCGCGAAGGCGAAUCCGGUGGUGAAGGGCGAGAAGCUCGAGAAGAUCUGAAAUGGAAACGAACGACGAAGGGUGUUAUGGUAAUUUCGUGUUUAUCAAGUUGGUGGUUGCCGAUGUGGAAUUCGGGUCGGAUGAUUGACCCGUGACGUGGGUGUCACGAACGGGCGCCCGUAUUAUUCGGUGGGUGAGUGGGUGGGUGGGUCAUUGCUAUGUGGUUGCGUUGUCAUUGUAAAUUAAAUUUAAAAACAUUUCAAUUUCAUUCACCUGGUUUGAAAGCGGUUUCUAAUUCUUUUUAUUUAUCCUCCUAAAUCAAUUAAUUUUAAUCCCUUACAUCAAUAAUUGAAUUAAAAAUAAUAAUUCUUUUGCAAACCCGUGGGCCGGUAGCUUUUCCUUCACGUUAGAAAAGUUGUAAGCGGUUCAAUGUUAGGUGGGGUUCACCAAAAUUAUAUUUUCAUUAGUCAAGUUUAUCGUAAGCAAUAAAUGCCCAUUUUUGAACAUUUUCGAAGCCCUUUAUAUCCUCCAAAUCGCAUCAAUUUGUAUA
Molecule: messenger RNA, 1260 nt
Organism: Vigna umbellata (rice bean)
Lineage: Eukaryota; Viridiplantae; Streptophyta; Magnoliopsida; Fabales; Fabaceae
Source: RefSeq, a predicted model, not a curated record